AUGGGGUCUAUAGCAACAGACGAACGUCCGACCGCCGUUAGCGUGAGCCUCCAAGAGCUCAAAGACGGCAACGUUUCGCUCGAAACUCUAGAGCAAGCAUUUGGACCCGCUUCGUUAGGAAUCAUUAUCAUUUCGGGCCUGCCUGAGGAGUUUGCUAGUUUGAGGGCGAGGUUGUUGAGUUAUGCGAGUUAUCUUGCGAAUUUACCGGAUGGGGAGUUGGCGAAAGUCGAGAAGCCCGAAGCGAGGUACAAUGUCGGCUGGUCUUGCGGGAAGGAGACCCUCUCGAAUGGACAGCCUGAUACGUUCAAGGGAUCGUACUACGUACAACCGAUCCAUAAUGAAGAACUCGAAGCGAAAGCCCGGGAGCUGUAUCCCCAUAUCCCAGAUAUGACAAGCCCGAACGUCUGGCCCGACGAAAAAGUCCUGCCGGGAUUUCAAGACGUCUUCGAAACGCUCUGUCGAUUGAUCGUCGACGUCGCGGCUCUGGUGGCGAGGAGUUGCGAUCGAUAUGGCGUGGCGAAAUUGGAAGGGUACAGAGAGGGAACGUUGGAAAAUAUCGUGCGAGGAAGCGUGAGCACGAAAGCGAGAUUACUGCAUUACUUCCCCCCUCCACCAUCGUCCAAAGAAGACGAGCAACCACCCUGCUCAGACGACGACUGGUGCGGCACGCACACCGACCUCGGCGCCUUAACCGGCCUCACAAGCAACAUGUUCAUCGACGAGACCCUCCACCCGCCCACCACUUCCUCCCCCAUCACCGACCUCCCCGAGCUCGACGCACACCCGGACCCCAAAGCCGGGCUCUGGAUCAAAGACCGCGCAGGCCGCACCACCCAAGUCCACAUCCCGAGGGACUGUCUUGCUUUCCAGACGGGGCAGGCGUUGCAGCUGAUUACGAGGGGGAGGUUCCAGGCUGUGCCACAUUUCGUGCGGAGUGGGAGUGGGAGGGGGGCGGGCGGUGGGAUUGCGAGGAAUACGUUGGCGGUGUUUACGCAGCCGAAUUUGUGGGAGGUUGUGGAUGAGAGCAGAAAAUUGGAUUUUGCGGGGUUGGCGGGGGAGGUUUUUGGGAGGACGUAUUGA
Molecule: messenger RNA, 1080 nt
Organism: Zasmidium cellare ATCC 36951
Lineage: Eukaryota; Fungi; Ascomycota; Dothideomycetes; Mycosphaerellales; Mycosphaerellaceae
Exons: 2
Coding region: 1-1080 (359 amino acids)
Source: RefSeq, a predicted model, not a curated record